This is a messenger RNA of Scutellospora calospora, 2634 nucleotides long. The record is from the annotation of a GenBank genome assembly. NCBI's taxonomy places the organism in Eukaryota, Fungi, Glomeromycota, Glomeromycetes, Diversisporales, Gigasporaceae.
AUGGAAUUGUUUAGAUUAAAAGGAUUUUGUGAGGGUGUAAUUGGAAAAUUUAAAGAGAAAUCGGUUUCGUUCAAUGGUCCUUUAAAAACCCAAAUAUCUUCGAAGAAAGCUAAUAGCUUAUCACCUGAUAGUUCACAAAGACAAUUACAACAAACUUCUUAUCUUUGUCCGUCUGAUGUUGGUCAAAUUGUUCAAACUAGAUCUCGUUCAUCUUCUAUAUCUUCGAUAUCUUCGAUGGAUAUUUCAGAACCAUCUUCAUCUCUAAUUACACCAGCUACUCCUCCGCCAUCUUCUCCAAAAGUUAUUCCUUCAAACCCUUCUGCUAGAGAACUUUCUUCUCCUACUCCUCCAUUAUCUUCUCCAGAAUUUAUUCCUUCUAAUCCUUCUGCUAGACAAUUUUCUUCUCCAACUCCUCCAUUAUCUUCUCCAAAGGUUGAUCCUUCUAAUAAUUCUGUUAGACAAUUUUCUUCUCCAACUCCUCCAUUAUCUUCUCCAAAAGUUGAUCCUUCUAAUAAUUCUAUUAGACAAAUUUCUUCUCCAACUUCUCCAUUAUCUUCUCCAAAAGUUGAUCUUUCUAAUCAUUCUGCAAGACAAUUUUCUUCUCCAUUAUCUUCUCCAAAAAUUGAUGUUUCUAAUAAUUCUUAUAGACAAUUUUCUUCACCAACUCCUCCAUUAUCUUCUCCAAAUGUUAUUCCUUCCAAUAAUUCUUCCAGACAAUUUUCCUCGCCUAAUUCUCCUUUAUCUUCUCCAAGAAUCCUUUCUUCUAGUCCUUCUACUAGGCCUAAUUCGCCUUUAUCUUCUCCAAAAGUUGUUCCUUCUAGUCCUUCUGCUAGGCCUAAUUUGCCUUUAUCUUCUCCAAAAGUUGUUCCUUCUAGUCCUUCUGUUACGCAAUUUCCUUCUCCUCCUCUAUCCUCUCCAAAAACUAUUUCUUCUAAUUCUUCUGCUAGACCUAGUUCUCCUUUAUCUUCUCCAAAAACUAUUUAUUCUAAUUCUUCUGCUAGACCUAAUUCUCCUCUAUCUUCUCCGAAAACUAUUCCUUAUAAUCAUUCUGCUAGACCAAAUUCUCCUCUAUCUUCUCCGAAAACUAUUCCUUCUAAUUCUUCUGCUAGGCCUAAUUCACCUCUAUCUUCUCCGAAAGUUAUUUAUUCUAAUCCUUCUGCUAGAUCUAACUCUCCUUUAUCUUCUCCAAAAAUUGUUCCUUCCAAUCAGCCUGUUAGACAGUUUUCCACACCUACUUCUCCAUCAUCUUCUCCAACUGUCUUACCUCAAAUUUUUGUUGAUGAUGUUGAAUCUGAAAUUCGUCAUAAAAGGCGUCCUUUAACAAUAAAUCCUAUUGUAUUAAAAGAUAAUUUUGAUGAUGAUGAUAAUUUUUGUGCUAGCAAUAACAGUUCAUUAAUUGACUUAUCAAAACCUCCGGUAGCUCCUUUUAUGUAUGACAAUCCUAAUGAUAGUACUAAUGAAAGUGAAGAUGUUAGUUCAGACGAGGAUGAUUUAGAUGUGAAAUCCAUUAAAAAUAUAGAAUCUAGAAAGACUGAUAGCAUUAAUAGUACUAAUAGCACUAAGAAAGAAAAGGUUCUUGCUGUUGAUGAUUAUGGUUUUGUCCAUAAAGUUGCUGAUAAUGAAAUUCCUGAAGGUGCUGAUGGGAUUCAAAGAAUUGUACAAGCACCGGGUGUUGAAGAAAAAACUGCUCGCACUAUUCGUUUAUAUCGUGAUCGUGAGACAAAGUGGGUUAAUUUUGUCCAAAAUAUGGACCCUUCAAUGGCGAGAGACUCGAGAAAGAUAAAGAAAUUAGUUCGUCUCGGUAUUCCAGAGUCUAUACGUGGCAGAGCCUGGCAAUUAAUGGCUGGUGUCCAUAAAUAUCGUACAAAGGGUGUUUUUGAUGUAUUAAGAAAUAAAGAAAAAUUACCAAUAUAUGAGGAUAUUGAGAAAGACGUUGACCGAUGUUACCCUGAUCAUAUACAAUUCCGUGAAAAAGGAUUCGGACAAGAUGAUCUAUAUAAUAUAUUGAAAGCAUAUGCACAUUACGAUGAUGUUGUAGGAUAUUGUCAGGGUAUGGGACGUCUUGUUGGUAUGAUGUUAAUGCAGAUGCCUGCUGAGGAUACGUUUUGGCUUCUUGUUGCCACGAUAAAAGAAUAUAUGUGUGGUUACUUUGCUCCUGAUUUACCACAAAUUAAAAUAGAUUCUCGCAUAUUUGAGUUACUAUUGUUCGAACAUGAUCCAAAGUUGGCGCAACAUUUUAGAAAUGAGUCUAUUGAUCCAAUCCUUUAUAUUCCGAAAUGGUUCUUGACAAUAUUUACUAUGGUUUUACCAUGGGCAUCAGUUCUUCGCGUAUGGGAUAUAUUUUAUUUCGAAGUCAAGCUGUUUUUUAGAAUUGGCUUAGCGAUCCUAGAUUGUACAAAAAUUUAUAUUUUAAAACAUUGUCCGACAAAUGUAGAAAUUCUUGAAUUUUUAGGUUCAAUUCCACAUGAAUUAUUAACACCGGACUUACUUUUGGAUGCCGCUUUCAAGAUUAAACUGAAGCGUAGUGCAAUAAAAAGAUUGGCUAAGAAAGCAACAGAUAAGAAUAAUGGUGAAUCAGAUAAGAAAUUGAAGAUUGAUGGGAUUGAAUUUAAAUUAAUUGGAGAUGGUGUCUAA